Molecule: messenger RNA, 780 nt
Organism: Peniophora sp. CBMAI 1063
Lineage: Eukaryota; Fungi; Basidiomycota; Agaricomycetes; Russulales; Peniophoraceae
Source: the annotation of a GenBank genome assembly
AUGUCAGACUACAGUCGCUACAUCCCUCCUCGUCUUCGUUCCAGGAUGUCUUUGGCUGAAAGGACGAGCGACGCCGCACUCGAAGCCGACGCCGCGUGCGACGAGCCUCCGCCGAAGCGCCGUAGGCUGGAUUGCGUUGAAGAGAGUAAUGAUGAAAGCAUCAAAGCCGUAUUGACCGUAACGACUACUGUCAGCCUGGAUGUACGCAUUCAAGCACCUUCGCCCAGCGCAUCGCCCGCGCCCUCGACAUCAUCCACGGCGUACUCGGAGGGGGUUGUUUUCUGCUGCCGUUGGGAAGAGUGCAGAACAGAGAUGCCCGACGUAGACGCAUACGCGUUCGAGAAACACCUUAAAGCAGCACACGGGAUCAGGUGCGAGGAGGACUUGCCGGCCGGCGUUAGAUUUAUACCAGGUUGUCGCUGGGAGGGCUGCACUUGCGACAAGAUUCCGUGGGAAAGGAUAAGUGUGCAUAUCAUCAAGAAGCAUGCUGAGCACUUGGAGUGCGCGAAGCCGGUGGAGAAGGGUGCGAAGACGUCGAAGACGAAGGGCUCGAAGACGAAGGGAGCGAAGGCCCUGACGGUGAAGGCCGUGCAGGUUCUGGCAGUGGCAGACGGUCAGGCAGUCAAGAUGGAGGGUCUCCAAGUGGCAGUUGAGAAGGUAGUGGCUGGUACAAAGCGGAAGCGUACGCAGGCGCCGAAGGGCCGCGAGCCGACCAGGAGGUCCACGCGCAACGCUGACAAGGUUGCAACGACGAGCAAGUCAGCAACGCAGAACACGUAG